Messenger RNA from Penicillium concentricum, 888 nucleotides. RefSeq lists its product as uncharacterized. Bases 1 to 888 code for a protein of 295 amino acids. NCBI's taxonomy places the organism in Eukaryota, Fungi, Ascomycota, Eurotiomycetes, Eurotiales, Aspergillaceae. The transcript has 2 exons. The record is from RefSeq and is a predicted model, not a curated record.
AUGUGGUUCCCAUUGGAAACGAUCCUUACCAACUGGAAUCAUAUGCUUCGAAUCGGGAAAAUCACGGCCGGUUCACCAGAGGGCGAAGCGCCCGAAGAACUGGCAAGUUCUCGUUCGCAAAUCGGCCUUUGGUCUUGGCUUCCAUAUUGUUCUAGUCAAGUCGAUAGUACUGUGGCUGCUAUAGAUCGCUACUCGGCGGCUAUCGAAGCUAGAAUGCCUUCUGGAUCGCUUUUGUCUAUCUCUAGAGAUGCGCCGCUUUUCACGGACGUAGAACUUGAUGCGGCGUCUAUACCGGAGGAGUGCUUUAUUCGUUCAGUUCUAACGAGGCCAUUGCGCCCGGUUUGGAGGUUCCGCACGAUAAUGGUCUUCACGGCUCGACAGAGGUUUAUAGGGGUGCCUCGCGACCAGGAGGGAUGGGGCAAGAAUAUCCCGCCCGUGCUACUCUUCGCGGCUGCAGAUAGCAGCCGCACAGUCAGUUUUGGGAAGGAGAUUCGAUGGCUUUUCCUUGGGCCAGAAGACGAGGUAUUAUUCAACGAGAAUGAUCUUAUUCCUAUGGGGCUGUAUAGUGAGUCAGUACGCCGGUGCCAAUAUGAUAGUGAGGAGGCGGGCUUCCGUCUACUACUACCUUUCCAGGAUCACAAUGGAGCGAAAAUGAGUGAUGGAACAACAAUUUUGCCAGGGUCUGUCUCACGGCUCUUUCAACAUGGCAUUUUUCAUCCAUUUGGUGGUGAAAGGCAGGCUCGAAGAUUGGAGAGGUUGAUAGAUCGGUGGAUAGAAUUAGUAGAAAGUGGUGUUUGGACGGUUGGAAGAGAUGGUGUGGAGGGAACAAUUGAUGGAUUCCAUACGGAUAGUGCCUAUAUGGAUUAUUGGAUUGCUCCUGACUGGUGA